CUCAAAAGUCCCUUCACUAGUCAUAUCGACAAGCCAGCGCAUACUGCUGCCUUGCCUCAAAAACGAACAAGGCGGUGUUAGCGGAAAUAAGGGCCUUCCAACCAUCACCGAAGCUUCUCCGCCUCUUGAACAAUUCCGUCAUCCAUCACUAUUCAAAGCAACAAGCACGUGGAGCCAAGAGUAGAGAGUCACUCAAGGCAGACACUUCCAUACCUUCGACACUUUCUCGACUCACUCUUCACAUUCCAUCGCCAUGCCGCCCAAGAGGAAAGCCCCUGCCGCCGGCGCCGGUCGCGCAACCAAGCGGGUGGCGUCUGGUGUGAACACUCCGGUUUCCAUGGGCAGCAGCGACGAUGAGUACAUGAGUGACGAUGGUGACGACUACGUGGCCGAGGAUCACAACUACGACGAUGUUGUGAAGAAGUUCCAGGCUUCCUCAUACCGCACCAAGAAUGCGAAGCCCCAGGAGUCUGAUCAAGCCACUCGUCUCUUCCGCAACGAUCGCGACCUGUCCGCCCUUGAACUGAAACCCGACCACUCCGUGCGUCCGCUUUGGCUCGACCCUGAAAAGGGCAGGAUCGUUGUCGAAACCUUCUCUCCUUCCUUCAAACAAGCUCAAAACUUCCUGAUCAACAUCGCCGAACCCCAAUCGCGAACGACCAACGUACAUGAAUACACCAUCACCGCGCACAGUCUGUUCGCCGCUGUCUCGGUCGGCUUGACUACCGACGAUAUCAUCCGCCAACUCGAAGUCUUCUCAAAGACGAAGCUGCCCGAUGGCUUGAAAGAUUUCAUCUACACUGCCACUCAGUCUUUUGGAAAAGUCCGUCUGGUCUUGAAACACAACAGGUACUAUAUCGAAAGUCAAGAUGCUUCGGUACUGCAAAUGCUGUUGCGUGAUCCAGUCAUCGGUCCGGCCAGAGUUCAUGAGACGGAUGAGUUGAUUCAGGAAAAGGCUCCACAAAUGGGCGGGCUGGUCAUUCCAGGAACAAAGGAUGCCGCUGGCGUAAAGCAAGCUGAGGCACAAGCAAAAAAGAAGGCUGCCAGGAAUGAUGAUAGUGAUGAUGAAGACGAGGAUGAGAAAAAGGACGAUGCCGAGCAAGACAUGACUGCCUACCUGAGAGAUGAGGACGACGAUGAUGACGAGACGGACCAGGUCCAUUCAUUCCAAAUCGAUGGUGAGAAGAUUCAAGCCGUCCAAGAACAGUGUAACGUCAAGCUACAACUGCCUCUGACGGAAGAAUACGAUUUCCGAAACGACGAGAUCAACGCAAACCUGGAUAUUGAUCUACGCCCUAUGGCUCAAAUUCGAUACUACCAGGAACACGCACUUAGUAAAAUGUUCGGUAACGGUCGUGCCAGAAGUGGAAUCAUCGUUCUACCCUGCGGUGCCGGUAAAACUCUGGUCGGUAUUACAGCUGCUUGCACUGUCAAGAAGUCUGCCAUCGUCUUGUGCACAUCUGCCAUGAGUGCAUACCAAUGGAAGAAUGAGUUUUUGAAGUGGUCAAACAUCAAUCCUGACGACAUUGCCAUCUUCACCUCUGGUGAGAAGGAGAAGCUGAAUCAAAGGGCAGGAAUCAUCGUCUGCACAUACAGUAUGGUUACUCAAAACACCCGAAGAGCCCACGACAGUCAGCAAGUCAUGGAUUUUAUCACCAACAGAGAAUGGGGUCUCAUGGUUCUGGAUGAGGUUCACGUCGUGCCAGCUGAGAUGUUCAGACGUGUCACUUCCAAGAUCAAGACUCAUUCCAAGCUUGGGCUGACUGCUACUCUGUUACGUGAAGACGACAAGAUCAAGGAUCUGAACUUUCUCAUUGGUCCGAAAUUGUACGAGGCCAACUGGCUGCAGCUGUCAGAGGAAGGUCACAUCGCCCGUGUCCAAUGCGCUGAGGUGUGGUGUCCCAUGACGACCGAGUUCUAUGGUGAAUAUCUGAAAGCGCGUACUACUAAUAAGCGCUCUCUUCUCUCGACCAUGAACCCCAGAAAAUUUCAAGCCUGUCAAUUCUUGAUUAACUAUCACGAAAAACGAGGCGACAAGAUUAUCGUCUUCUCUGAUAACGUUUACGCGCUCGAGAAGUACGCGAAACGACUCAAGAAGCCAUACAUCUACGGAGACACACCUCAAAGAGAACGCGAGAUGGUGUUGCAGAACUUCCAGCAAAACGAAUCUGUGCGAACAAUUUUCCUGUCCAAGAUUGGAGACACCAGUCUGGAUUUACCAGAGGCCACUUGCUUGAUUCAAGUGUCCAGUCAUUACGGAUCACGUCGUCAGGAAGCGCAGCGUCUAGGUCGUAUCCUCCGUGCUAAACGUAGGAAUGACGAAGGUUUCAAUGCCUUCUUCUACUCUCUGGUGUCGAAAGACACAAACGAGAUGUACUACUCGUCAAAGCGUCAAGCUUUCCUGGUCGAUCAAGGCUAUUCUUUCAAAGUCAUCACCCAUCUGACAGGUAUCGAUGAAGUCGAGGGUCUCCACUUCCGCGACACUUCUUCACGCAUGGAACUUCUCGAAGACGUUCUGAUGGCUGGCGAGGACAGCGGUAGCGUCGAGAAUAUCCAGGAUGAUCUCUUCAGUGGUCGACAAACGCACAAGGGUCCCAGAGGCAAACCUGGUGUCCGUCGCACUGCUGGUGCUCUCUCCGAAUACGCCGGUGGCAAAGACAUGGCCUACAUCGAGUACAACAAGAGCAGAAACAAGGAACUCAAGAAGAACAAACCUGCGAGUAAAUUCUUCAAGGACAUUCAAAGGACGAAUGAGAAAAGAAAAGCGGCUUCGAAAGCGGAUUUGUGAGCCUUUUCUUCUUGCAUUCUCCUUUUGUCCUUACAGAACAUUGCGGCGUUCAUGAUUAUGAUACGGAGGGCGUCUUGGUUUUCAUAGGCGCACGGUGGUAUUACUAUCACUUCUUUUUGCGAGGGAUUACAAAGAAUCAAUGACAAGAGCUAUGAUUAUUCUUAUCCAACUCAACAUUUCACCACUGUCUUUCUCGAAGCUCCAACUUUGAAGCAUUUUCGCUCAUGGCGUGGAAAAAGACCAUUUUUUUCUCUGUCAAAAUGUCCAUUCACGAUCAAAUUUCAAAUCAUGUUGUUCUGAUCAUCAUCCAAUGCCAUUCCUCCCUUUUCUCCAACUUCCCGU
Messenger RNA from Aureobasidium pullulans EXF-150, 3130 nucleotides. Its product is annotated as DNA repair helicase rad25. The record is from RefSeq and is a predicted model, not a curated record. Gene Ontology annotation, biological process: transcription initiation at RNA polymerase II promoter; nucleotide-excision repair. Lineage: Eukaryota; Fungi; Ascomycota; Dothideomycetes; Dothideales; Saccotheciaceae. Gene Ontology annotation, cellular component: transcription factor TFIIH holo complex; nucleotide-excision repair factor 3 complex; transcription preinitiation complex. Bases 254 to 2788 code for a protein of 844 amino acids. The transcript has a single exon. Gene Ontology annotation, molecular function: DNA binding; hydrolase activity; ATP binding.